Messenger RNA from Leptidea sinapis, 1509 nucleotides. RefSeq lists its product as uncharacterized. NCBI's taxonomy places the organism in Eukaryota, Metazoa, Arthropoda, Insecta, Lepidoptera, Pieridae. The coding region runs from base 1 to 1509 and encodes 502 amino acids. The record is from RefSeq and is a predicted model, not a curated record. The transcript has a single exon.
AUGUCACGGAGAAAUGAAACUACAGAGGAAAGAGAACAACGUCUCACAUUACUUCGAGAAAAUUAUCAUCAAAGUCGAAAUAAUCAGACUGAAGAGCAGCUUAAUGAUUCUAAAGAAACGGACCGAAUCAGAAAAAGAUUGCAAAGAAAAAGAAAGACAAAUGAACAGGCAGAUGAUAGAAGAAUACAAAAUGCAAUAAGAUUGCGUGAUCUUCGACUAAAUGAACAAAUGGAGGCUCAAGUUUCUAAAACAACUGUAUAUUCUGUUCGUCAAAAACGUCGGGAAAAAUACAGUCUUGAACAAGAGGCGUUUCAUUAUAAUCCUACUAGAAAUUAUUUUGAACAUUCAAGUAUAGUGAUCGGAAGAAUGAAUGAAGUAUGCAAAUUUUGUGAAGCUAAAAAAUUCAAAGGAGAAACGCAAAGUAUAUGCUGUUCAAGUGGCAAAAUUAAAUUACCAGAGUUAAAAUCACUGCCACCGGAAUUUCUAGAAUAUAUGAAAGGAGAAACACAAAAUUCUAAAGAAUUCUUACAACAAAUUAGAAAUUACAAUGCAUGCUUUCAAAUGACUUCAUUUGGAGCAACUGCAGUAAUUGAAGAAAAAGGAUUUAAUCCAGUAUUUAAAAUACAGGGACAAGUAUAUCAUAAAAUUGGAUCAUUAUUGUCACUCCCAAAUAAUACUCCGAAGUUUUUACAAAUUUACUUUGUAGGAAAUGAAGAAGACGAACUGGAUCAAAGGCUUUCAAAUUUUACAGAAUUGCGUCGAGAUAUAAUUCUUCAUUUACAGCGCUUUCUACAUGAAAAUAAUGAGUUGAUAAAGAUAUUUAAGACUGCGAUGGAAAAAAUGGUUUCGGAUAAUUAUAAAAUAAUAAUUCGGGCAGAUAAAAAGCCAAUUGGCGAACACGAAAGACGAUUUAAUGCACCUCAAGUAAAUGAAAUAGCCGUAGUUAUGGUGGACAAUGAAAGUAGUUAUAGGGAUAUUGUGGUACAACGAAGAAGUAAUAAGUUGGAACGCAUCGCUGAAACUCAUCACAUGUAUGACGCCUUACAGUAUCCACUAAUAUUUUGUCAUGGUGAAGACGGUUACCAUUUUAAUAUUCAGCAUGUUGAUCCACAAACAAAUUGCCCUACAAACAAAAAAGUUUCUUCCAAGGAAUUUUACGCAUAUCGGAUAAUGGAGAGAGUGAAUAAAUACAAUCAUAUACUCAAUUGUCGGAAAUUGUUUUUACAGUUUAUUGUUGAUAUGCAAGCAAAAAUUGAAGCAGAAAGAUUGUUAUUUAUUCGUCUAUAUCAAAAUAAAUUACGAACGGAUGAAUAUAUUCACUUACGAGAUGCGGUAGCCAAUGAUGGGGAUGUUGAAAAUUUGGGACGAUUAGUAAUUUUGCCUUCUACAUUCAUUGGUAGCCCUAGGCAUAUGCUUCAAUAUGCACAAGACGCAAUGGCGUAUGUGAGAAAAUAUGGUCGUCCUGACUUUCAUAACGUUUACGUGCAAUUCGUCAUGGAAGGAAAUUAA